This is a messenger RNA of Closterium sp. Naga37s-1, 2874 nucleotides long. The record is from the annotation of a GenBank genome assembly. Lineage: Eukaryota; Viridiplantae; Streptophyta; Zygnematophyceae; Desmidiales; Closteriaceae.
AUGACUGGUGCCGUCAAUGGCAAGGCGCUGCUCUUAGCAGAAGCACGGGUGCGGCAGCUGAUACAGGCACGCAAGCAGCGGGAGGCGGCGUGGUUUGUCUUUACAUGGCGCAGGUCGCAUCUGCGCCUGAGCAACGCGACGUGGCCCCCGUCCAAUCGGUGGGCUGCUGAGCUGGCAGCAGCCAAUGAAAUGCCUCCACGCACGCCUUUUCAUAUUGCUGCAAAAUCGAAGUCAAUUCGAACGAGGAGUGCUCGCGGCAAGCAACGAAAAGCAAGCAAGGCGGUAAUGGGAGGUGAUGAUGUGUCAGCGGUGGGAAGUGAUGACGUGGCAGCAGAGGGAAAUGGUGACGUGGCAGCAGUGGGAGAUGAUGACAUCGUCAUUGUGUUGCUCGUGCACAACCGGCCGGCGUAUCUCAACCGCACUCUGGAUGCUCUGAGUAAAGUGGACGGCAUACAGCACGCCCUGCUUAUAGUCAGUCACGACGGCUUCUACCCGCCCAUGCACGCCCUCGUCCAAUCCAUCUCCUUCUGUCGGGUCAAGCAGCUAUACUUUCCCUUCUCGCCGCACCUCUUCAACGGGUCCUUCCCAGCAGCUUCCGCGGACGACUGCCGCGGCAAGUCAAGGCGGCCCUGGGAGACCAAAGCAGGAGGAGCUGAGCGGUGGGAGAAGUGGCAGCGUAAAUGGCCAAGACAGGUCCUGUGUGAAGAGGGCACGGCGAAAGGAGGGGCUGGUGGGCUGGGGCUCGGGCACGGUGUGAGGGACGGUGUGAGCGAGGAGGAGAGGUUGGGGGAGGAGGAGAGGGUGGGGGAGCGGAUGUCCUGCUGGGGCCAAGCGGAUGAAUUCGGAUCGUACCGUGAACCAAGAAUUGUCUCCCUUAAGGUGCGCCUGUCGUGCUAUCCCCUUACAAGCAUCCCAUCUACCUCCCCUUCCCUGUAUCCCCCCUUCUCUCGUCCUCGCGUUUCGCUUCUGCUCCACCUCUCGCCGCCCAUUGACCCCCGCGCAGCACCACUGGUGGUGGGUGCAGAACACGGUGUGGGACGGCCUGUCAGAGACCAAGGCAUUCAACGGCCAGAUGCUCUUUAUAGAGGAGGACCACUGGCUCUUGCGCAACAUCUCUAUUCCCUCCCACCAACCAACCCCUUAUGCCUCCCCCCCUUCUCCCCUCGUCGUCCAAUCUUCCCCUCCUGCCUUUGCCUCCCACACAAACCCCCUCCCUCGCAGCACCACUGGUGGUGGGUGCAGAACACGGUGUGGAACGGCCUGCCAGAGACCAAGGCAUUCAACGGCCACAUGCUCUUUAUAGAGGAGGACCACUGGCUCUUGCGCAACAUCUCUAUUCCCUCCCACCAACCAACCCCUUAUGCCUCCCCCCCUUCUCCCCUCGUCGUCCAAUCUUCCCCUCCUGCCUUUGCCUCCCACACAAACCCCCUCCCUCGCAGCACCACUGGUGGUGGGUGCAGAACACGGUCACCACUGGUGGUGGGUGCAGAACACGGUGUGGAACGGCCUCCCAGAGACCAAGGCAUUCAACGGCCAGAUGCUCUUUAUAGAGGAGGACCACUGGCUCUUGCGCAACAUCUCUAUUCCCUCCCACCAACCAACCCCUUAUGCCUCCCCCCCUUCUCCCCUCGUCGUCCAAUCUUCCCCUCCUGCCUUUGCCUCCCACACAAACCCCCUCCCUCGCAGCACCACUGGUGGUGGGUGCAGAACACGGUGUGGAACGGCCUCCCAGAGACCAAGGCAUUCAACGGCCAGAUGCUCUUUAUAGAGGAGGACCACUGGCUCUUGCGCAACAUCUCUAUUCCCUCCCACCAACCAACCCCUUAUGCCUCCCCCCCUUCUCCCCUCGUCGUCCAAUCUUCCCCUCCUGCCUUUGCCUCCCACACAAACCCCCUCCCUCGCAGCACCACUGGUGCACCACUGGUGGUGGGUGCAGAACACGGUGUGGAACGGCCUCCCAGAGACCAAGGCAUUCAACGGCCAGAUGCUCUUUAUAGAGGAGGACCACUGGCUCUUGCGCAACAUCUCUAUUCCCUCCCACCAACCAACCCCUUAUGCCUCCCCCCCUUCUCCCCUCGUCGUCCAAUCUUCCCCUCCUGCCUUUGCCUCCCACACAAACCCCCUCCCUCGCAGCACCACUGGUGGUGGGUGCAGAACACGGUGUGGAACGGCCUCCCAGAGACCAAGGCAUUCAACGGCCACACGCUCUUUAUAGAGGAGGACCACUGGCUCUUGCCCAACGCACUUAGCCACCUCCGUUCUUUGCUAAGCGCCAAGCGCCGCGGGCGCUGCAACGAGUGCAUCGCUGUGAGCCUUGCCCCUGCUGAUGUGGGGGUGGUGGAGGAUGAGGAGGAGGGUGCGGUGGAGAGGAGGGGAGUGAAGACUGCAGUGCAAGCACAGCGGGAGGUGGAGGAUCGGCAAAGGGGCGUGGCUGGAGCGAGGGGAUUGAGGCUGUCGGUCAGAAGAUUCGAGGGGAAUGGGGUGGAGAAGGGUGGAGUUUUGAGGGGGAUUGGGCACUUCACGGCGGAGAGGAUGGGCAACGUGGGGUACAGCUUCAACCGGAGCUUGUGGGAGAUGAUGCAUGGCCUGGCAGAGGUACGCUGGUGGGGCAUGCGGUAUGGUGGUGGGUUUAUGGUGGUGUGGUAUGUUGUUCCUCAGGUGGGGUAUGUUGUUCCUCAGGUGGGGUAUGUUGUUCCUCAGGUGAGGUAUGUUGUUCCUCAGGUGGGGUAUGUUGUUCCUCAGGUGGGGUAUGUUGUUCCUCAGGUGGGGUAUGUUGUUCCUCAGGUGGGGUAUGUUGUUCCUCAGGUGUGGUAUGUUGUUCCUCAGGUGGGGUAUGACCCCGGGGUAUGGGAUGGGCAACGUGGGAAGAGCUAG